Messenger RNA from Dichotomopilus funicola, 1233 nucleotides. RefSeq lists its product as uncharacterized. The transcript has a single exon. The record is from RefSeq and is a predicted model, not a curated record. The coding region runs from base 1 to 1233 and encodes 410 amino acids. Lineage: Eukaryota; Fungi; Ascomycota; Sordariomycetes; Sordariales; Chaetomiaceae.
AUGACUGGCCUCGCGUCAUCGCGGCACGCCCCGCCCUUCCCACGCUCAACGCGACAUGGAGGAGGGCAACAACACAACGCGAACUUCGUCGUGACACCCGCCCCGAUCACCUCUGGUGUCCGCGCUACGACAUCUUCUUCCUCGGCCCCUCCAAUCACUCGCUCAUCUCCCACCAAGCACCCAACCGACGACAACGAUGACGCGCCGUCCCGCUCACCCCAUUUCCGCCCGCACCCCCCGGGCAACCGCCUCCGACGCCCCUCUGCGUCCACGUCCGCUGCCCACGAGCUCGCACGAUAUACCAAAAUUGUACGACGACUAAAAUGGAAGCUGCCGUUUUUGGCACAGGGUUACCGACAAGCUGUGGAUCGGCUUGGGGUCGAACCCCACGUGGUGACUGAGGCCGAGCUCAUGUUCAAGCUGGACUUUUUCGAGUACUACAUGCUGAUCGAGCGGGCGUUGGUCCAUUUGUUGGGGGUAUUUGGAGUGGAAGUCUCGCCCUCAUCACGUGGGAGGAGCACUAGAGGAGGAGAAGAGGAGGAGGAGGAGCCUGCAGCAACCUAUGACAAGAACGAGAACAACAAAGUCAACACGGCCAACGGCAGCGCGCCGCUUACCGAAAAGGGUCUGCGAGCAAGUGUCUGGCGCGGUGAUGGACGGGGACCGCGUCAGCACAGGUACCAUGCCAACGUGCUGGCGGCGUUGGACCGCGAGGAUAGCCCGCUGCGAGGGACAUUGGGCUCCGGCGAGGUGAGGUUGCAGCUACGGCGGGCUAAGGAUUUGCGGAACCGGUGGAAGACAGCUGCGGAUGAGGAGGAGGAGCAGGUGGGGCAAGAGGAAGAGCUCGGACAAAGAAAUCAGUCCGAUACGGGGGAUGUAGAACGCUCGCGCAGCCUGGGACGUUUUGGCGAGCCACCGGCCGCGAUGGACAGUGGGAAUACUUUGGAAAGCGAGAAAGGGCAAGGGAGGGGAAAAUCCUGGUGGUCGAGGAAAAGAGCCGCGGCGGCAGCGCCUUUGGACUCGUAUCGGCUUGAGCACAUGUUGGAGGUCAUCUUCCUCGGGUUUGACGAGGCGUUCCUCGUCGCCGAAGCUCACGUGCGAGGCAGUGGUGCUGGGAGUGGGGACGCAGACGUGGUCGGCGAGGAUGAAAUGGCGAUGGACUGGACAGCUAUCGGGGAUGAGGAGGAACAAUGGGAGUUCAUGGUGGAUGCGAUGGACUGGGAAGCGGUCUGA